This is a messenger RNA of Letharia columbiana, 327 nucleotides long. RefSeq lists its product as uncharacterized. NCBI's taxonomy places the organism in Eukaryota, Fungi, Ascomycota, Lecanoromycetes, Lecanorales, Parmeliaceae. The transcript has a single exon. The coding region runs from base 1 to 327 and encodes 108 amino acids. The record is from RefSeq and is a predicted model, not a curated record.
AUGCUACAAAGAACGUCAGCAAGCAACCAACACAGAAGGAUUGACAAACACGCACGUUUUACCCAACCCUCAUCAGACGACGCCCCAUCAGGAACGUGGUGGAAUAUGACGUCCUCGGCAAGCCCCCCCCCCCUCCACCGAGCUCAACCGGACGGGAGCUCAGGCUUCGAAGAAAGGCAAAACCGAUUCGAUUUGAGACCUGUCGACCGGAAGAUUGACGCUAUGGGGGUUUCCUCCGUGGAGGAGAAGCGGCUCCUUGACGUCGAGUUGUCAGUCUCGACCGAACGACACCAGGUCCCCGAGGGGAAGAGGGCUGCGGGAGGCUGA